Messenger RNA from Truncatella angustata, 871 nucleotides. RefSeq lists its product as uncharacterized. Bases 112 to 639 code for a protein of 175 amino acids. Lineage: Eukaryota; Fungi; Ascomycota; Sordariomycetes; Amphisphaeriales; Sporocadaceae. The transcript is spliced from 4 exons. The record is from RefSeq and is a predicted model, not a curated record. Gene Ontology annotation, cellular component: membrane.
UUAGUGAACCCCCGUGCCUGGAUCCUGGAAUAUAUUGGUUUGCGGCCCCCCGACAGAACAGAACAAUGUUCACGUCAUACUAUGCUCUAUUGAUCAGCUACAAAUCAAGUAAUGUCAGGCACUCACAAGAUUAUCUCUGCGUGUUUCCGAGUUUUGGAAUUUGGGUGCGCAGUUAUUAUCCUAGGUGUUCUUGCAAGAUUCUUCCAUCUCCUAAACCAAUUCAACGGUCCUAAAGACUCUCGCUUGGUAUAUGCUAUCUCAAUAGCUUCUAUCAGCAUUGCAACAUCCCUCAUACUUCUCCCACCUCUUAAAUAUUCGUUUUUCUUAUUCCCUCUGGAUUUUGCACUCUUCACCUGUUGGAUAGUCUGCUUUGCCUUGCUGGAAGACCUUUCCGGCACGAAUACCUGCUCAGCGCCGUGGUUCAAUACGUAUUGGGGUGUUUAUUGGGUAAAUGCGCCUGGCAACACAACAAUCGUCUCUACUUCCGUGUGUUCAAAAUGGAGAGCAGUACUGGCGUUCAGCUUUAUCACCGCCUUCUGCUGGCUCAUUAAUGCUUUUCUGGGCCUCUAUGCAUGCGUCGAAUACCAUAGCUUAGGUUCUCUAACGGUCUCUGCCGUGAGCCAAGACAAGAGGACUUAGAGCGAGACGGACAAAAACCAGAAGAGACCCAACAUCUGCAGCAGGUUGGAAAGCAAACAGGUCAAACACAAUGACUUUGUUUUAUUUCGAUUAGUUAUAUUUGAUGUGAUAUAGGUCACAUUUGUCUGAAGUCGGAAGUGCGGUGCAACGGCGAUUACGAGAUCUUACAUAAACUUGGGCAAAACAUAAUGCUGAAUACUAUCCAGCUUCUACUGAUUAUUCGUCUUAUCUG